CCAUCAACCAUCAACCGUCAACCGUCAACAUGGCAGCAGCACAUCCAACCCCUUCAUUCUUGUAAACUCGUGCCCGAUUAUUCCAUGUGCGACUAAUCUUCCAGAUGGCUGUCUCACGCUUUCUGACGGACUUGCAUGUCAAAAAGACAAACUCUAUCCACUUGGAACGGCACCACAUCAUGGCAAUAUGAUGUGUGUUUCUCUACAAGACGACCGACUGAUUUACCACAUUUGCAAUGUCCUCAAAUGACUCCAAAAUUCAACCUCUGCCCCCUGAUGUAGUGGCAAAGCUUAAGUCCUCUACUGCCAUCACCCACUUGAACGGGGUCAUUGUGGAACUAGUGAAGAAUGCCUUGGAUGCAGAUGCCCGCAUCAUCUACGUCACAGUCGAUUUUCUUCGCGGAGGCUGUGUGGUUGAGGAUGAUGGCGAUGGAAUCCCACCGGCUGAGUUUGAACCAGCCGGGGGAUUAGGGAAGGCGCACCAUACUUCGAAAUACCAUACGAGUCAAAGCGUGUAUGGUCGCAGGGGACUAUUUUUGGCCUCGCUUUCUGCGCUCUCACUGCUGACCAUUACUUCACAUCAUGCUCGCCAUCCGAGCACAAACACCGUCACUUUUCAUCACUCGACACCCGUGGCCCGGUUGAUGCCAGUCCCAGUAUACCAGGAGCUAAGGUUCAGCAACCAUGGCACCAGUGUCACAGUGAAUGACUUGUUCGGGAACAUGCCUGUACGCGUCAAAAGCCGAGCCUUGGCUCUUCAGAGACCAGAUGAAUUGGUACGGCAGUGGGAUGAGCUAAGGCAACUUCUAGUGUCAUUUAUGGUCACAAAUGACAGAAUGGUGAAGUUGGUGGUCUCGGACCUCCAUAGAGAGAAAAGACUCAUAGUUCAUCCUCAAACUCGUGUACGCCCACAGGGUGGGGAACUUGAUCUACAACGUAUUCGUUCCAUUCUAGCUCAGUCGGGAUUGAUCGAGGCUCAGAAUACUGGCAUCUGGGAUGUUGUAUCGGCCAGCGUCGCUGACUUUGCCGUUCAUGCUGCCAUAUCCCUAAUUCCUAGUCCCACGAAGAAGGUUCAAUUCGUCUCCCUUGGCCCAGAUCCGGUAUUCGCAAGGAACAACGCAAAUUUGAUCUAUACUGAAGUCAACCGCAUAUUUUCUUUGUCAGACUUUGGAACAAUCAAGGGUUCUUCAUCCUUCAGUAAAUCCGGUGAUGGUGCUGAUGGCGAAAGCGUGCAUAGUAAACCUACGUCCAAGGCGGUUAAUAAAUGGCCUAUGUUCUACAUACGCAUAAACACCCGAGAUGCGUGGGGUAUUGACGAUGAAGGGCAAGACCUUCCUGACUCAGAAAGAUCUCUUCAGCGCAUCAUAGAUGUGCUUGCAACAAUGAUGAAUGAGUUCCUAAAGCAGCGUGGCUUGCGCCCUCGUGCUAGGAAAAGGACAAGAGGCACGCCCGGAAUACCACCAGCUACUACGAGCCCCAGCAAUCUCAGAGCUAAAAGGCCACUCUCACCAGAGUGCGCAGCUUCCAGUACGGAAGAAGCAUUUCGUGAUCAACUCAAGCUCCCUUCUUUCCGGAAAUCAUCCAAAACAAGUCACCAUUUCGGAGACUGGACCAGGAUCAAAAGUGCGAAGAAGGAUACGACCGGGAAGCGUCUCCCUUUACGUAACCUCGAAUCCGAUUCAACUCCUCAAUCAGACAAUAACCCUUUGCGAAUUGUCAAAGACCAUCUGGACCAGGAGCCUGCGCUCCCGUCUGAACAGGGCGGCAACGAGGGCUCUACCAUUGAGCCCAUUUCUAGGCGGCAAGAACUAGGGAUGCGCAAAGAAGUACCCAAUGGCGAUCAAGAAGCGUCAGAGGUUGAUACCAUGAUUCCUUGGGUCGAUCCCUAUACGGGACGAAGCCACUUGAUUAAUUCCAGGACCGGGCAGUCCCUGCUCAUUGGACCGUCGGUGGAAUUGGGUUUGACACUGAGGCCUCGGUCAACUGGCUCCUUACGAGCGCCAAACCUGGCUCUGGAUGGUGUCAAGCGACCAAGGUCAGCUGCUCUAGGUAGAACCGAGAACAAAUGGGUCGAGAACCUUUUGGACAAUUGGGUAAACCCAGUUUUUGGUCGUCCAGAGAAGCCGAUCAGUGCGAUGGAUCCCAGUGGCCACGAGGCCACGCGCCCCGGAUCUAGUUCGCAUGACAAUCGGAGUGCGCAAUGCAGGUUAGACAACAUGGGAGUGUCGAAGUUUCGAGGGAAGUUGCGAAAGCAGGACUUGAGGACCGCAGAAAUCAUCGCUCAGGUGGAUCAGAAGUUCAUCCUGACCAAGAUGCAAACUUCACCCAGUCACCCUCUUGGUGACCCUACAUCGAGCCUCAUCUUGAUCGACCAACACGCUGCUGACGAGCGAUGCCGGGUCGAGCACCUUUUGGCGGAGUUGUUCGCUUCCAGCGAUAGCCCCGAUCGCAUCCAGACCAUCCAACUGGAACCCAUCAUUUUUGAGAUACCAGCCACCGAAGCGUCUCUUUUUGGACGCUAUAGGGAAUUCUUCCAAUCUUGGGGGGUGGACUACACCGUGGAACAAGGACCCGGAGACAUCAACGUCUUCAUUUUUGUGUCCACCCUACCCACACUGAUAGCCGAGCGCUGCCGGGCCGAGCCCCAUUUGGUUACUGAUCUUAUCCGCGGGGAGAUCUGGAGACGUGAGGAAGAGAACGGACGCAGCCGGCAGGGCCUUCCAGCCGGGUUGGGCGACCGUGCAGAUAUGGAAUGGGAUAAACGCAGCUGGGUGGAUCGCCUAGACGGCUGUCCUCGCGGGAUCAUUGACCUGCUUAACUCUCGCGCGUGUCGCACAGCCAUCAUGUUCAACGAUGUUCUGGAUAGUGAUGAAUGUCAGAGCCUAGUUCGACGGCUUGCGGAUUGUGUCUUUCCCUUCCAGUGCGCGCAUGGUCGGCCCUCGAUGAUACCCAUCUUGGAUAUGGGUGCGAUGUUGGAUCAGAGUCAGUCAGAUGAGUAUGAGGGCCCGGGGUUUGUAGAUGCAUUCAAAGGCUGGCAGGAUGGGAAAGCCGAUUAGGACAUACACAUGUUUUGUUAUACACAAGUUAUCUCGGAAGUUACCUACUUACGAGUGACAAAGAAUACGGAUCGUUC
Messenger RNA from Aspergillus sclerotioniger CBS 115572, 3133 nucleotides. RefSeq names its product putative DNA mismatch repair protein (Mlh3). Gene Ontology annotation, biological process: mismatch repair. Gene Ontology annotation, cellular component: mismatch repair complex. Bases 237 to 3056 code for a protein of 939 amino acids. The record is from RefSeq and is a predicted model, not a curated record. Lineage: Eukaryota; Fungi; Ascomycota; Eurotiomycetes; Eurotiales; Aspergillaceae. Gene Ontology annotation, molecular function: ATP binding; ATP-dependent DNA damage sensor activity; ATP hydrolysis activity. The transcript has 2 exons.